GUGGUCGAAGCGGAUGAAUGCCGACUUAAGAUGAUGCUGAUCAACAGGUAAGGAAGUAUGGAGACUCGCGAGAGCCACUCUUGUGAGCCGAAAAGACGCUGCUCAGCCCUGCGGGCUUUAACUCCACGAAGUGUGACGUCUUGUGGUGGGGCAGCGGGAGCUUGGUUCUCCGGGGCCAUGCUGCCCGUUAUUAUUAUGGCUGUGACAAUUCCAAGCCACCGUGAAUAAGCUCGGGUUGUGGCAGGGACGCUCUAGUUGCCUCGCUUCCCUUGUCGAGUAGAUAAGUAGAGGCAUCGCAGGUUGAGGGCACUCUGAUAUUUCGGUCGCAGUCUUGUCAACAACGCAUCAAUCAGAGUUACUAGUCACAUACCAGCACCACGAUGGGCAACCCAGACAAGGAACAACCUGCAGCCACCCACCGGUCGACUGAUGCCGAUGGGCCUCCAGCUUACACGAGCACUGCCAGCAGCCUUCCCGACGCGCCGCCAUAUGAAGGCCCGGCGACGGGCCAGAGGCGCAUGUCGACCUCUUCGUCGGUCGAGGAGGAGGGGCCGCGCAAGCCCGGUAAAAUCCCCGGGGCGAUCAAUUCCUACUGGCAGACCAGCAUGAGCCGGACUUUCCACCUCGGCGAGCAUCGCGAUGCUCCCCUCUUUGCGGUCAAGAGCGGGUCUGGGUGGACGACCAAGAAGCCUGGGCUCACCAUCUUUGACGGGCCGAACAGCAGCGACUAUCCGAUGCUGACGGGGGCUACGCGGGCGUCGAUGUUUGGCCGGAAGUAUGACAUCUCACUUCCGCCUCUGGCAAACUCGGGCUCUUCCGAAUACACGAAGGAGACCAUUAGCAUUGGCACAAGCUGGUCUCGCCAGGUUCACAAGUUCACGAUUGAGGUCGAGAGCGGGCCCAAGGGCGAGACGCGGCGGGAGGACUUUGAGUGGCGGUCAACGCGAGGAGACGAGGUGCGGGAGCUGGGCAGCAAGUGGUUGCGAGGGUGGAAGCUGGUGAGGCUGUCGAGCGAGGCGUUCCGAGGCCCUGGCGGGGAGCGGCAUGCGCGGGACGAGGGCACGACGAGCGACGGCAAGGAGAUUGUGGCCGUGUGGGCUCACAACUCGAGCUGGAGCAUGACCAAGGCGUUCAAGUUCCGGUUCCGGGGCAGCGCGCUGGCGGGCGAGCUGGGCGAGCGGUUCGACCUCAUGGCGCUCAUGACAGGCCUCAACAUGUGGCACCAGGAGGUUGCCGCCAGCGCGGCCACCAGCGGGGCCGCGGCGUAGCCUCGCGGGGCACGGGGAGGAUCAGGUCUGGAUGGAGAGCAGGCAAGGCAGGGGAGAAGCGUCUGUAUGUAUACUUAUUAUGCUCUUGAUGAUACCACGGCUAGGUAAGGUAGGUACGUAGGUAGGCAAUGGAGCAUCGAGACAAGAUCCGUGGGUGCCUGGAUGCCUGGCUGGUGUGGAGCGGGCGGGCAGCGCAAACCGCCACCAAUUUCCAGCUCUCCCAGACAGUACAUAUAUAACAUCGUAUUGCAGCCGAUCUUGCAGGCUCGCCGAGGCCGGCUCCCAUCAGAUGAGAUAAAUUACCAAAAGCAGCCACGACAGAGUGUGGUCUCUCUCUGGGUACCUCCUGCCUAGCGACUGCAACGCCGAUGCAUCGACGCCCAGC
Messenger RNA from Microdochium trichocladiopsis, 1653 nucleotides. RefSeq lists its product as uncharacterized. Bases 381 to 1268 code for a protein of 295 amino acids. The transcript has a single exon. The record is from RefSeq and is a predicted model, not a curated record. NCBI's taxonomy places the organism in Eukaryota, Fungi, Ascomycota, Sordariomycetes, Xylariales, Microdochiaceae.